Molecule: messenger RNA, 2015 nt
Organism: Aedes albopictus (Asian tiger mosquito)
Lineage: Eukaryota; Metazoa; Arthropoda; Insecta; Diptera; Culicidae
Product: retrovirus-related Env polyprotein from copia-like transposable element 17.6
Exons: 1
Coding region: 1-1803 (600 amino acids)
Source: RefSeq, a predicted model, not a curated record
AUGAAACCGAAUCGAACAUUUUUCACCGCCCUCAUACUGUUCCUGAACUAUCAACUAUCCCUUACCCAAUUUUCAAAAAUCCUAAACCUGAAACAAAAUCCUGGCCUCCUUACAAUUGAAACCGGCAGUAGCUUUAUAAAAAUAGGAAACCAUAAACUUUUUCACGUUAUCGAAUUAAACAACUAUGAUCCUAUCUUUACAAAACUACUCAAAAAUAUUCAAGGACUACAUAGAUUCUCAAACUUUACGGAUCUUGUCGAAAUUUUGGAAAUGAAAUUCAAUACCGUGCAUAGCAUUUUUAACGAUCUUCAACCAAAGAUAAGACAAAAAAGAGGAUUGUUCAAUGUGCUCGGAACAACAAUAAAAGAAAUAACUGGUAACAUGGACCAUAAUGAUUUUGAGCAAAUUUCUAAAAUAAUAACUGAGUUGCAGAUUAGUAAUAAAGUAUUGACAAAUGAGAAUAAUGAACAGUUUAAAAUUAACCUGCAACUUCAGAAUCGUAUUAAUUCCAUAAUAAAUCGCCUAAGUCAACAACAAAAUGAAAUCACGAAAAACAUUAUAUCUGCGCGAUUAGAAAAUGAGACAAGCAGGAAUUUCAAAAUUCUUAGAGAAACGAUGAAAAUCAACUACAAUUUGGAUAAUCUAAAGUCACAUCUAGAGAACAUUUUUGAAUCAGUACAGCUUGCUAGAACCAAAGUCAUCCCAAAACAAAUAUUGUCAGUAGAAGAGUUAGGAUUUGUCUCAAACAUUUUGGAGCAGCAAAAUAUCAGACCGAAUAGCAUAGAACAGAUUUAUGAGUUUUUAGAUUUGUCCGCGUUCUAUAAUAAUACAAGAUUAAUUUUCAUUAUUUCAAUCCCCAGAAUAGAUAACACAACAUACGUUGAAUUUUUAUUAGAACCUCUUUUAGUUUCAAACAAGACUUUAAAACUUCCAGCCAAUGUUGCUUUGCAUAAUGGUAAUAAAACCUACUUCACCAAGGAGAAAUGCCGAAGGAUCGGAGUAACCAAACUCUGCAGUCUCGACAAACUAGUAGACAUCACCGGAGACUCGUGUUAUUCCAAACUACUGAAAGGGCUAUCCGGUAACUGCACCUUCACUAAGUACCACCAACCUCGGGCAGUAAAAAGGAUUACAGACAACCACAUUGUAAUCACAGAUGUACGAAACAUGGAGAUCGAUUCGAACUGUGGUUUGACCAGAAGGAAUUUAUCUGGAACGUAUCUAAUAGAGUUCCACAACUGCUCUGUUAUGAUAAACGGUACAAAGUACAGUAAUGCCGAGUCAUAUAGAAUGGAACCUGCACUGGUAAUGUCAUUGGACGGUUUGCACAUCAACCAACAGACCCUGGAGACCCAACCAAACAUUGAUGAAAUCCAUAUUAGAAAUAGGCACCAGCUGGAAACAAUAACGAAACAGCAUAAAAUUCAGACAUACACCUCGCUAAGUAUGUCAACUCUCUGUUUCCUUUUAAGUAUUUUUGCAGGCCUUCUAUGGAUAGUCAAGAGACGAAAACAAAUAUCUCUUUAUCUAGGAUCAUCCACGGAGUCCAACGUGAACCCGAAGGACCAACCAAGCAGAACCGAGGUCAACCCAACGAAUCGGGACGAUUCGUCUCCAAAAGGGGGAGUAGUUAAGAUCGAACCCUCCUGGACAUUCCCCAUGAAAAGCAUCGCCUUCACACCGAUGCUCAUGGCAACAACAACAACGACAACACCGACGACGACGACGGCGAUGCCAGCCCGUUCAACCUCGAGCCCGCAAGCCGCAAACAUCAGCAGUUCUGCCCCUAGCACCCAGAAGUAGAACGGACGCACCUAGCCAGGUCAGCAAGCCCGGCAGCCACCGAUGUCACCAAGUGGACGGACCCACCGACGGACCACAUCAGCAGGUUUAUGCCAAGCAACAGCAACAUGGCAAUCACUUCCUGUAUUUUUCAUAAUAAGCACUUUCUUGAUAGGUUUCAUUUGAAUUGAAAGACAAUAAAGAAUUAUUACUUUUCCGGACGUCAAGUCGAA